Peniophora sp. CBMAI 1063 is the source of this 708-nucleotide messenger RNA. The record is from the annotation of a GenBank genome assembly. NCBI's taxonomy places the organism in Eukaryota, Fungi, Basidiomycota, Agaricomycetes, Russulales, Peniophoraceae.
AUGGCCGACAUCAUGAACCCGCAGUCCGGUCAGGAGCAGCAGCCGUUCGGUCAGGGCGCUCAGCGCCAGUACGCCGACUCUGAGGCUACCGACGACCGCGACGAGGAGACGAUCCGCAAGGACAACGAACUCGCCGAGCGUCUUUCCAUCAUCAUCGAGGAUGCCAACAAGCGCGUCGUCCCUCUGACGAGGAUGAUCCGCGAGAACAUCGAGGGCUUCUUCGCCAAGAAGGAGGAGGAGCGCGACGAGGGCGAGCUCAUCAAGGCCGUCAAGCCUCUCAUCGAGCAGGCCGAGAAGGAGCUACACACCGCCAACGGUGCCGUCAAGGGCGCUGACCCCGACAGCCGCUUGUCCAAUCGCGCCACCCGCCACGCUCAGGACCACCGUGCUACGCCCGAGGAACAGCGCCUCGCUGCCGCCCUCAAAGUUAUGAUUGAGGAAGUCGGCGGCACGAUCGAGUGGGCGAAGAACAAGCUCGACAGUCUACCGAAGGCUAAGCGCGAGCUUGGUCCUCUCCUCGACGCUCUCGGGCAGCCUUUGACCCAGAUCGUUGGUGGUGUUGGUCUCUUGCUCGCCGGUGUCCUCAACCUCGUCAGCCGCUUGCUCUCCGGUCUUGGUCUCGACAGCCUGUUGAAGGGUCUUUUCGCCGCCACGGGCCUGAAGAGCAUCGCGAAAGCGACCGGGCUCGACAAGAUGCUCAACUUCUAA